CAAUCAGUCGGCUGAGCCAAGUGGUCUGAGCAGCUAUAUAGCUAGACGUACAUAUAGAGUAUAGGAAAAACAGAGCUGAUUCUAAGCACAGUUCAAUAGCGCUAUUGAUAACUCUAUCAGGAACACUCAAUUCAUUUAAAUCAAUCAAGAAGUCAAUCAAAGCAAGUGUAAAAUGGCCUUGUCCAAAAUCGAUGGCGAAAUCGAUAAUAUCGAUCAGGAGAAAUAUCUGCGCCAAGCCACGCAGUACUACUGCGCCUUGGAGAAGCCGCUGAAGUUCGGUCCCGCCGUGGAUAGCUUGCCCGAUCUGAUCUCGGCGCUGCAUCGCGAAUUCGACGCGAACUACGUGAACAUCGAGAUGGUGAAUCACUUGAUGCUCACCUACAAAUCGAAUCCCAAGGAAUGGCGCAAGUACGCCAAGUUCGAUCGUUACACGUACACGAGAAACUUGGUCGACGCCGGCAACGGGAAGUUCAAUCUGUUGAUACUCUGCUGGGGCGAGGGGCACAGCUCGUCGGUCCACGAUCACGCCGACUCGCACUGCUUCAUGAAGAUGCUCAAGGGUGAGCUGAGAGAGAAACGCUAUCGGUAUCCGAACCGGGGCGGCGAGGACGACCAGCAGCAGCAGCAGCAGGAUCAACAGCAGAUCAAUGAUCACGAGCUGGUGGAGAUCGGCGACACGCCCAUACCCGUCAACGAUGUGGCCUAUAUCAAUGACAACUUGGGCUUGCAUCGCGUGGAGAAUCCCAGUCACACAGACACCUCGGUCUCGCUACAUCUCUACUGUCCGCCCUUCGACACGUGCAGCAUCUAUCAGAACAACGGCAAGAAGAUACCAGCCAAGGUUACCUUCUGGAGUAAAUACGGCGUACGCAGCAAAGCCAAUGAGCAAUAGACUAAAGAACAUAUACAUACAUAAUAGAUAUAUCCCUAUCCAGAUAUAUAUUUAAGUCUGCUAUUAUUAGUUGUUAAGCUUUUAGCUAUACCAAAAAUCUGAUCUAAGUUACAUUAACUAAAAACAAAUACUUUUUACUGAAAAAACAAGUCUUAUCGAUGGCGCCUUGAAC
Messenger RNA from Drosophila hydei, 1064 nucleotides. RefSeq names its product cysteine dioxygenase type 1. Gene Ontology annotation, biological process: L-cysteine catabolic process. Gene Ontology annotation, molecular function: ferrous iron binding; cysteine dioxygenase activity. The coding region runs from base 173 to 892 and encodes 239 amino acids. The record is from RefSeq and is a predicted model, not a curated record. The transcript is spliced from 3 exons. Lineage: Eukaryota; Metazoa; Arthropoda; Insecta; Diptera; Drosophilidae.